This is a messenger RNA of Clunio marinus, 324 nucleotides long. The record is from the annotation of a GenBank genome assembly. Lineage: Eukaryota; Metazoa; Arthropoda; Insecta; Diptera; Chironomidae.
AUGAAACAAUUUCAAAGACAAACUCAAAUGCAUAUCUACUCAGCAUCUUUAGAUUUAUCGACUAGAAAUGUUGGAAUAUUUCCCAUAAAUUAUGUUUUCCCUGACUUCCGUUCAAUUAAUGAGCACACGACACACUACUUCGCUCAAUGUCUUUUGAUAAAAAAAUAUAAACUCGCUUUGAAAAAAUUGCGCGUCGCAGAUAAAGAUCACAAACGAUCUCGCGGCUAUCUCGUUCAAAACUCAACUGAGAAACCUGCCAAAUUGAAGGAGAAAAAAAAACUUAAAAAAACAUCGAAAGCCGCCAUAAAACGAAGUAUACAAUAA